Messenger RNA from Diorhabda sublineata, 1773 nucleotides. RefSeq names its product lipase member K-like. Gene Ontology annotation, biological process: lipid metabolic process. The record is from RefSeq and is a predicted model, not a curated record. Lineage: Eukaryota; Metazoa; Arthropoda; Insecta; Coleoptera; Chrysomelidae. The transcript is spliced from 12 exons. The coding region runs from base 1 to 1773 and encodes 590 amino acids.
AUGAGUGGAGGCUUUGCCUCAACUAAUCCCACAAAAGAGACCAAAGAAAAAAAAGUAGAUAAACGUGGUCUAUUGGGGCUGGGAAUUGCUGGACAUGGUUUCCUUGGUGAUGGAUUGCAUGGUGAAGUUGCCCUUGGUGCUCCUGUCGUAGCUGGUGCACCUCUUGCAGUAGCUGCUGGACCUGGUACAAUUGAGUUGGGUAGGCAUACGCAUACUCAUACUACAAUUACCAGAAACAUAGGUAUUCCUGUUCCCCAUCCCGUUGGUGUACCCGUUGACAGGCCCGUACCAGUUGGAGUUCCAGUUAAAGUACCUAUACCAGUGGAUCGUCCUAUACCAUACGCAGUACCCAGACCCGUACCUGUACCUGUUGAAAAAACCGUUGCCAUCCCAAUUGACCGACCAGUAGGUGUGCCAGUACCUCAUCCAGUUGCAGUGCCAGUCGUUAAACCCGUUGGAGUACCAGUUCCAGCACCUUUUGCGGUUCCAGUUGUAAGCAAAACGAUCAUUGCUGAUCACGGCUUGAGCUUCGGACAUGGAAGCUAUGGACAUGGAAGCUAUGGACAUGCAUACGCUAACGACAAUAAUGUGUGCCCCACGUUUAAAGACUAUUAUACCAUGAAGAAUAACUCGAAUUGUUGGUAUGAUUUAGCUGCAGAAUACAGUGCUCCAGAAAUUAUAAGGCUCAUGGGUUAUCCUGUUUCUGUAUACAAUGUUCAAACUGUCGAUGGUUAUUUACUAACGAUGUUUAGAAUACCGAACUAUAAGAAUGAAAAUUCGAAAACUAAAAAACAUCCAGUUUAUUUACAGCACGGAAUUGUAGCUACUUGUGCUUCUUUUUUGGGAAAUGGAAAAAAUUCCUUGGCAUUCGUACUUGCUGACGCAGGUUACGAUGUGUGGUUGGGAAAUUAUAGAGGAACAGCAUAUUCAGAAGGACAUAUCAAUUUAACAGUCUAUGAUCAGGAGUAUUGGGAUCACAGUAUGGAUGAAAUAGCACUUCUGGAUUUACCAGCAAAUUUCAAUACUAUCUUAGAACACUCUCCACCUGACAGUAAAAUAAUAUAUAUUGGACAUUCCUUAGGAACAUCCUUAUCUCUAAUGUAUAGUGCAGAAUAUCCAGAAAUGUCAAAAAAAGUUAUAAAAAUGAUGAUUCUACUAUGUCCUGCAUAUACUUUAACUCACAUGGUAUCCCCAUACAGGAUACUAGCACCGAUAGGAGAUUUUAUAUUAGAUUCCAUAAAAAGACUUAGAUUGGACAGAAUAGUGUCUCAAGCUGAAGAACAAAAGAGAUUGAUUGUCCCUCCUUGCACAGAAUCCCCGGAAAUGAUGCAGAAUUGUUUGCAAUGGUACAAUUUAUUUUAUGGACGAAACACCGAUUUGGGACCGGAAACUAUUCCAGUUUAUUUCAAUCAACUACCAGGUGGGACUUCAAUAAAAGUUGUCAAUCACGCUGCCAAUCUUGUAUUGGGUUAUUUUAGAAAAUAUAAUUACAAAAAAUUCAAUAACAAAUUGUAUGGUCGGGAUCAUCCGCCUGAAUAUGACAUUAAAAAAAUCAAAGUUCCUGUAUAUCUAGUUUAUACCACACAAGACUGGGCAACUCCUGAAGCUGACGCUCUCAAUUUAUGGAGAAACUUGCCAGAGGAAAGUCGAUACGGAAAGUUGAAAAUAGAUAGAAAAGCAUUUAACCAUAUUGAUAUGGUAUACGGGAGACAUGCAAGGCAAUGGGUGUAUGAUCCUUUAAUACAAAUUUUGAAUAAAUACAUUAAGUCAUAG